Molecule: messenger RNA, 5234 nt
Organism: Hyalella azteca
Lineage: Eukaryota; Metazoa; Arthropoda; Malacostraca; Amphipoda; Hyalellidae
Gene: Ykt6
Product: synaptobrevin homolog YKT6
Exons: 4
Coding region: 50-655 (201 amino acids)
Biological process (GO): endoplasmic reticulum to Golgi vesicle-mediated transport
Cellular component (GO): Golgi apparatus
Molecular function (GO): SNAP receptor activity
Source: RefSeq, a predicted model, not a curated record
GGGAGUCCAAUCAUAGAUAGUUUGUGUAGGAAUUAUCACGAUUGCAAUCAUGGUCAAACUAUUUGCCUUAAGCGUGUUGUACAAACCAACAUCAGACGUUUCUCCAACUACGCUGAAAGCUGCCUAUGAUUUACAACAAUUCAGCUUUUUUCAGCGAUCUUCAAUUCAAGAAUUUAUGGCUUUCACAUCUAAGAUCAUAACUGAGAGAUGUGCUGUAGGGAGUAGGCAAUCAGUUAAAGAACAAGAAUACAUGUGCCAUGUUUUUGUACGUAGCGACGGUCUUGCUGGUGUAGUCGUUUCUGAUCAUGAAUAUCAAUACAGGGUAGCACACACUAUGAUUGAUAAGGUAUUGGAUGAGUUUGCAGCCAAAGUGCCAUCACAUUUAUGGCCAGGUACCCACGAGACAGCCAUACCAUUCACAGAGCUACCUGCUCUCCUGGCCAAGUGGCAGAACCCUAGAGAAGCUGAUGCCAUUACUCGAGUGCAGGAAGAAGUUGAGGACACCAAAAUAAUAUUGCACAACACCAUUGAAGCUGUGCUCGAGAGAGGUGAGAAGCUCGAUGACCUGGUAAACAAGAGCGAGAUGCUGAGUAUGCAGUCCAAAGCCUUCUACAAGACUGCCCGCAAGACCAAUUCCUGCUGCAACUUUGGAUAAUGUUGCUCCUUUUUCUUCUCCCAAAACCAUUCCUUGCUUGCCAGUCCUUGUCACUUACCAGAAAAUUUUCAUAUUAUCAACUCAGUGAUAUAUUAAGUUAGGCUGCUCAGGUAUAUACAGGGGUGAUUUUCUUGUUUAUAUUUGUUCGUUUUGUUCAUAAAACAUGUCUCUUUAUUGUAGGGAUCGUUAUUCUUAACUUGACUAGGUUAUAAAGGCUCCUUGUGUGAAAUUCCUAGCUUGCUUGAAAAAAAUUUUGGUAAUUCAUAAAAUAUUUGCAAACCCCUGCUUGUACUUCUAUGUUCCAUAUAAAAUUUACCUAAGUAAUGCUUAUUUUAUUGCGAUUUUUUGUAUUUUAUGUUUUUAAUAAAUACAUCUUUUAAAAUGGCAAUUUAGGGUCAUUUUAUCUUUUCAUAUAUUUACUUAUUCAACAAAAUGAGUUGUUGUGAAUCCUGAGCAAAAAGAAGAGUUACUAGGUUUGAAUCGCAUUAUCAUGCUGCGCUAUCCCAUUACAUUUGUUGUUAGGUACGAGUAUAUAUAUAUAUAAAUAUAUCUCUCAUCAGUUUGAAUGUGAGAAAGUUGAGUAAAUGAAUUCUUUUGCUCGUUAUGAAGAUUUAAAAUUAUUUCUCUUUGCAAAAAUUUCUUUCUUCGGAAUUUUUUAACAGUACAAUUUUUCAGCUACUUUGAAUUGGAAAUAGUUGGCUUUCAACAAGAUUAACUGGAGAUCUUAUUAUAAUAAGGAUGUUAAUGUGAUGACAUAUCAGACAAAACUCGACCUUAGUAUUGAGAUGUAAAAAUUGACGAUAACGCAUUGAUAUAUACUUUUAAAUUAUUCCAAAAUUGAUUCACAUAAAAAUGUAUCGGAAUUUUUUUGCACGCAAACUGACUUGCAUCAUCCAUAUUUUGGAUUCCUUCAGCCUGUUAGUGUAAAGCAUUUAAUGAAUUAAUUCGGCCUACAACCAAGGUGCAGACUUCCAAAAAAAAUUUUUUUUGUAGUAAAUUAAGAAAUUUUAUCAAAAAUGAAUUGCUGGUGACAUAUAUACGUCUCGUGUCAGCAAGCUCUCUGGUACAAGUGUCUUUGUUCCUAUUGAUCUUAACCUGUCCAUUCCUUUGCUCUCUGAGAUGUUAACGCUACUUUUGUGCCAGCUUCUGCAAAGGUCGUUUGACGUAGGUUGCUAGUGAAUUUAUAUGUGUGAACAUUCAUGUUAAUUAAGACCUCACGUGCUGGAUUGACUGCUGAAGAGCUUUUAUACCUUUAAGCUACUGUUCUACUACCACUUAUCCGUAAAUGCAGUCGUAUUUGCGACCGUUCGAAGUUGUAUCUGCCAAGUAUUUCUGCGAAUCGCUAUUAGGUGUCAAAAUUUUUUAUUGUGGUAUGCAUCUUGAUGUUCUAGAAUUCUUCGUGUGGGAUUCGGUGUCUUUCGUCCGGUGAAAAUUAGGAAAGUGAUUAAAUAUCGCCCGUUCUAUGAAAAGAAUCAAGAUUUGAAUACUAUGCAUGAAACUUCGUUAAAAAAUAAUCAAAGCUUUUUCAAAGCUACCUUUUUUUGUGACCAAUUUUUUUGUUGUAGCAUUGCCAUCUUCAUUUUUAAAUGCGAUCGACCCCAGAGAUUAGUGGAUAGUGGAACAGUUCCUUGUUUUUUCUAUGCUUGAGUGUUGUUGACCAUUUGGAAGUCAGUAGGAUUGAAGCCAAAUGAUAUUGCAAUCUCUAGUUUGAUGCAAGUGACCUCAGCGUGUGUGAAUUUGUCUCACGCUCUGAACUUGUGACUUCAGCUGAGAAAUGUUCUAGAAUUUAUUGUAAUUGUUCUUAAAUUGUAUAGGAUGGCGAGUUAUUAUUCUUUAUAUAUAUUUUCAGUGAUCAAGGCAUAUGUAAGUGUUGACGGUUUAAGUCAUGAAUUGGAUAUUCUACGUAGACAUAAGCGUAUUGCAGUGUAUUCUUAUCGAUGUGGUGUAUCAAUGUUUGAUGGUCAGCGCUCUACGUCAUCUUCUGUAAUGACAAAUUUUACGCGGGUAAAAUUGGAGUUAUAAUGAAGGGCCCUCGAUGCAGAGAAGCCACUGCUGCUUGGAGGAUCUUUUUGAGGCGGUGGAAAAUUUUCUAUCAUGUUCAUUUACACGAUUUAUUAACCGUACUCCCCUUCGACACUGCUAUCUUCCUUUGUUCUAAAUCCAUGUGUUCUCAACAAUAUUUUUGUAACUUAAUGGUAAUCUAUUUCUUGACAAAUAUCGUUCUUCCUUUUUUUUACUACAAAGAAAUGAAGUUGUAACGUCCUUAAUCGAACCUGAAACUUUCAGACUCUUAUCGAUAUUUGAAAUCGUAGCAAUAAAUGUUCAAAUGUAUUUAAUGAGUUUCCGUAGGCUGAUUGAGCAUUUUGCCUCUCAUGGCGUAUGUAAUUCCAAACAUCAGUAUUUGUUUUUCCUGCUAACUAAUCUUUGCUUUUAGCGUUACCAUAAGUGAUAAAACUAAUGUUUGUCAAUAGUACAUCAAGACAAGGAUUAUGAAAAAGCUAUAUCAAGACAAGCAUCUCUCAGCCGAGCUUUGCCGUAGUUGUGCUACUCAGCAAUUCUUCUAAUCCAAGUAACCUCGAUGUAUUAUUUGUGAAUCGCAACUUCUAAUCCAAACUACAGAAGAUUUUUGACGCUGAUAUGAUGCCGAUGUUGUCGUACCAUGUGUAUAUCUCAUUCGUCGUUUUGUCGAGAUGUUGCUGAUGUUGUCGUACCAUUUUAUGCAUGUCACUCAUCGUUGUGUCGAAAUGAUACUUACAUUGUUGCACCGCGCGAUGUAUCUCAUUUAUGAGCUUCGAAAUGAUGCAUAUGUUGUACUCCAUUGAAACCUCCGUCGCGAAGCUAGUAUCUUACGCUUGAAAUCGGUCUUUAACGUAAGUUUGGCAUCUGUUUUGUACCCCCGUUCUAUGUUAUGCCAAUUAUACAAAUUUGCACUUGAUGUAACUAGAGCACUGCAUUGCUUCUUUUCAUUUAUUUACAUUAGCAUUAUUUGUGUUGCUUUUUGAAACACUAAAUCCACUUGGUUCGUUUUUUCUUCAUUAUUUCGAGUUUACCUUUUUUCCUCUUAUUUACUUUGUUAAGCACUCUUCGGGGAUGGCGUUGUUGUUAGCAAAUUAUUAUCUGCCAUAUGUAUUAUGCUUCAUAUUUUGGAUUUACAUUUAAUUGUUAAUUUCUUUUUUGGAAGCCGGUAUUAUUCAAAAACUGUACCAUUGGGUUAAAUCUCUGACGUAUUUUGUUUACGGAUUUUCAUUUCAACUCCUUACUCGAAAUGCUCUGCUUUUCUUUGAUAUAUUCUCUUCAUUCGUUGUCGGCUAUUUCAUUGUUCCUGCAAUUUACGCACUUUAAUUUGGGUAUUAAAUUCAAUCACCUAAUAAUAAGUAUAUAAAUAAUUGGGUCUAUUUCUUUGUAUUCCUUCUGGGAUAUUCAGGUUAUUUACUAUACUUAUGAUUAUAUUCUAAUUGGUUAAAUAAACUCUCUUCGUCUAGUCACUCUUUCUUUUUUUCGAAUCACAUCAAUAGCUCUAUGUUUUCUGAUAUUCUCUUAAUUAUGACAGAGGAUUUCAUUAUUUUAAGGCCUAAUUGAUUUUAAACUGUACAUACCUUAUGGUCACUCAAUCUCUUCUUCGUUGCAUCUCAUUGACUUUACCAUUUUGGGCCACUGUUGUUUGUUUCUAUUUCGUACAUCUUUUUUCACUGAUUUUUCGGUCUGCUUUUCUAAUUUAAAGUUUUUUUUUAUGUUUAUAUCUCAUGGUUUAAUGUUUAUGUUCUUAUUCUUUAGGGUAUCAAUAGAACAACUUUUUAGUAUUUACAAUUUUUCUCUGUGAGAAAAAUGUUUUGUUCUGCGAGGAAAAUGUUUCGUCAUUAUGGGGCUAAAGUGCACUCUAGUUCUCUCAUUUGUCCGAGUAGAAUGAAGCGUAGUUUACUUUUUAAAUGGUGACAUAGGGUAAUCUUAGGAUAGUUUCUACCGCAGUCCUACGAAAAAAAAAUCUGAAAACGGAUGUUAUUGUAUGUUGUUGCCAGCCAAAGGCAAUAAACGUUAAUUUGAUAAACCUCUUUCUUCGGCGCAGCAAUAAUAGAAUAUUUUACGCAACAAACUUUUUACCCUGAGCUUGCUAACACAAAUCAGUGAAAUGUGAAGUCAAUUGAUCGAAAGUUUAUGUGUCACAGAAUUGUGUUGCGGGUAAAAACCCUUAAUUCAUCACACAUGUCUCAUCAUAUUUCUGAUGAGAUGUUGAAUUUGUUUAACAUCUUCCUGAACAUGCUGCAUUACUGAAUUUUUUCAAGUUGUAGAUGGGAUCGAGUAGCUCAUGUUCACAGCCAUUGACUCGCCUAUUUUUCCGUGUUCUACACGCGCGUUCACAUGACAAAUGCUGCCGAGGGCCAGUACAGUAAGUAACACGUAUUUUCAUGCGCGAUGUGAUGAGGAUAUACUGAUGAUGUCAGUGUUCCUCUACGUACUUCUUUGCCUUGACUAUUUUUUGAAGAAGAGUUAUUUUUUCAAUUGUUUCUCUCUAUUGCGAAGUGUAGGUCUGGCUAGAAGUAUUAUUGCGUGUUAAUGAAAUAAAUAACUAUUGUCUGCUGCA